Messenger RNA from Ilex paraguariensis (yerba mate), 3439 nucleotides. Lineage: Eukaryota; Viridiplantae; Streptophyta; Magnoliopsida; Aquifoliales; Aquifoliaceae. The record is from the annotation of a GenBank genome assembly.
AUGUCGAGUCGUCACGAGAAAGAGAAAGGUGUUAAUGUUCAGGUUCUUCUUCGUUGUAGGCCAUUUAGUGAAGAAGAGUUACGGAACAAUGCACCACUGGUGGUGACAUGCGAUGAAUACCAGAGAGAAGUUGCGGUUUCUCAGAACAUUGCUGGGAAGCACAUUGAUAGAGUUUUUACAUUUGACAAGGUUUUUGGCCCUUCAGCUCAGCAAAAAGAUCUUUAUGAGCAAGCAGUUAUUCCCAUUGUGAAUGAAGUUUUGGAGGGUUUUAACUGUACCAUUUUUGCGUAUGGACAGACUGGUACAGGUAAAACAUACACCAUGGAAGGUGAAUGUAAAAAGUCAAAGAGUGGACCUAAUGGAGAAUUACCUUCAGAAGCAGGUGUCAUACCUAGAGCCGUGAAGCAAAUUUUUGACACACUAGAGAGCCAAAAUGCAGAAUACAGUGUGAAGGUCACAUUUCUGGAGUUGUAUAACGAGGAAAUUACUGAUUUGCUGGCCCCUGAGGAAAUUUCCAGAGUUGUUUUGGAGGACAAGCAGAAAAGACAACUGCCACUUAUGGAAGAUGGUAAAGGAGGAGUUCUUGUGAGAGGAUUGGAGGAGGAAAUUGUUACAAGUGCAACUGAGAUAUUUACUUUACUUGAAAGGGGAUCCUCAAAACGGCGUACUGCAGAAACCUUAUUAAACAAACAAUCAAGUCGGUCACAUUCUCUUUUCUCCAUAACUAUACACAUCAAAGAAUCAACCCCAGAAGGUGAAGAACUUAUCAAAUGUGGCAAGUUGAAUUUAGUUGAUUUAGCUGGUUCUGAAAAUAUUUCUCGUUCGGGUGCUAGAGAGGGUCGUGCAAGAGAAGCUGGAGAGAUAAACAAAAGUUUGCUUACUUUAGGACGAGUAAUCAAUGCUCUUGUGGAGCAUCUUGGGCACGUUCCUUACAGGGAUAGUAAGUUGACUCGUUUACUUCGUGAUUCCUUGGGGGGAAGAACCAAGACAUGCAUCAUUGCUACGGUAUCACCUGCUGUUCAUUGUCUUGAGGAGACCCUGAGCACACUGGAUUAUGCACACAGGGCAAAAAAUAUAAAGAAUAAGCCUGAGGUGAACCAGAAGAUGAUGAAAACAACUCUAAUCAAGGAUCUUUAUGGUGAGAUUGAACGGCUUAAGGCAGAGGUUUAUGCUGCUCGUGAGAAAGUUGGUGUUUAUAUACCCAAAGAGCGAUACUAUCAGGAAGAGAGUGAAAGAAAGGCAAUGGCAGAUCAAAUUGAACAAAUGGGGGUAACAAUAGAAACCUAUCAGAAGCAAAUUCAAGAUUUACAAGAUAACUAUGACACUCAGGUUCAACAAUGCUCUGAUUUGAGCAGUAAACUUGAUACCACACAGAAAAACUUGAAUCAAACUAAUAAACGCUUGGCCAUAACUGAGCAAGAAUUGAAGAGAUGCAAGUAUGCUCUCAAGGAGCGGGAUUUUAUCAUAUCUGAACAGAAAAAAGCUGAAAAUGCAUUGGCUCAUCAGGCAUGUGUUUUACGCUCUGACUUGGAGAAAUCUCAUCAGGACAAUGCUUCACUAUUUCAGAAAAUUGCUAGAGAGGACAAACUUAAUGCUGAUAACAGGUCUGUUGUGAACAAUUUCCAAGCUGAGCUCACACAGCAACUUGGUUCCCUUUGCAACAUGCUAGCCACAUCAGUAUCUAAACAAAAUGAUCAUAUCCAGUGUAUUAAGAAAUCUUGUCAGUCUUUUCUGGACGUUCAUGAUAAGGCUUUCAUUGAUUUGAAGAAGAAAGUAACUGCUUCUAGGGCCCUGUAUAUGUCUCACAAUGAGGCAUUGCAGAAUGUAGUUCGUUUGCACCAAGCAAGCUCUAAUGGUACACUAGAGGAGAUUUCAGCUUUGGCUUCAGCUAGUGCUCAUUCUAUUGAAGACUUUUUAGCUGCAGAAGCUGUGGAAACAAAUUCGAUAUAUGAUGACCUUCAGAACACCCUAUCAACUCAUCAGGAAGAAAUGACACUCUUUACAAGAGAGCUUUGUCAGAGGUUCAAAUAUAGUGUUGAGCAUACGACUAGUGUAUCCGAGUUUGUUCAUGGAUUCCUUGAUAAGCUUAUGGAAGAAUCGAAAAGGCUUGAAUGUCAUGCAACUCGAGUUGAUGAGAUUCAGACAAAGAGUAUUGCUGAAUUUCAGAAGGCUUAUGAGGAACAGUCAAAAUCAGAUGCAGAGCAGCUUAUUGCUGAUAUGACCUCUUUGGUCUCCGAUCACAUCCGUCGUCAAAAAGAGCUGGUGGACUUAAGGCUUGUUGGUCUUAGAGAAACUGUUACUGGAAAUAAAACAUUUUUGGAUGGGCAUGUUUCGUCGAUGGAAUGUAUUACAAUAGAUGCAAAAAGAAAGUGGCAGGAGUUCUCUAUGCAAGCAGAGAAAGAUGCCAAAGACGGUGCUGAUUUCUCUGCUACCAAGCAUUGUCGUAUGGAGUUGCUACUACAGAAAUGUGUGGGCACUACUGAAACGGCUCUCAAGCGAUGGCAAAAGACACAUGAGUCUGUGAAGGAAAUAGGGAGCCGACAUGUCUCAACAAUGGUCUCGCUUGUCAAGAGUGCGUCGGAUAGUAAUAAGCAACAUGAUACUGAGGUCAGUGACACAAGGGCUGCUGCUGAAGAUGAUGUAACAAAGAACAACGAUGAUAUCAUUCAGUGCUUUGAGGGUACGGCGGAGCAAGAGCGAGGAUCUAUAUCUGGAAUUCUGGAAGCUGUAAAAGCUCAUGCAAAAACGCUUGAGAUUCUCCGAGAGGAUCACUCCAUGAAGUCGGCUUCAAUAGAACAGAAGGCUCAUGAUAUUUUCCAGCAUAAAUAUAUGGAUUAUGAGUCAACUGGCUUGACACCAACUAGGUCUGAACCAGACAUCCCAUGUAAAGGGACUAUAGAGUCUCUUCGAGCCAUGCCAAUGGAGGCUCUUCAAGAGGAGUUUAGGGAAAGCCAUGCCAAUGAAGGCUCUUUUGAAGUAAAAGAACAAAAGCCAUCUCUUAUCCCACGCUCACCCCUCUCACAAGUCAACUAAUAGUUGCGAGGUUUCAUUUCAUCUGCACAGAUCAAGUUUGUCCGAUUUGUAUUUGUAUUUUUUGGCGUGUAGCGUUGUUACUAGGAUGCAACGGUAGGUUGGGCGGAACUUCAAAUUUAAACACGAUUUGGGAGGUUUUUCUUGAGAAGAUCGACUUCCACACAAACCCUUUGCUACGUUGGAGGCAGAAGAUAUGCUUGUAGGAUCAUGAGAUGUUGCUGGUGCAGCGUCUGUAAUAGGUUCAUUAGUCUGAAUCAUCCCUACCUGGGAUUGAUUAAUCUUUUUAGAUUAUCUAGGUUGUAAAUUGAGGGACAGCUCCACGGGGUAAUGUUUAAUUGUAUUGUUUAUAGCGUUCUAGUUUUGUUCUGUUCAUGAAUUUAUGCUUGGUAGUGGAUUAAAAAAUGUG